UGUGUGUGUUGCGAGCAGGUGUUUGUGUGAGGCAUCAGAGGGAGGGACACACACACCCUCCAAAAGAGCAGGAAAGACGGAGGCGGCAGCAGUUUUCGCUUUUUUCUUUCGUUUUUUGUUCUUUUUCUUCCUCAUCGUGAUCGUGGGAGGUGCUCUCUCUUCUCAUUUGCUGGCUCUGUCCAUCAUCUGCCUGCUCGUCUACUUCUCCGUCUAUCUCAUCUAUAAUUUCUGCUAUUGAUGAGCGGCGGAGGAGUGUGUGUUUCUGCUCUCCCUCCAUCAUCCUGAUGCUGGUGUGUUGUGAUUGUAGGAAACUCAGUUUCUUCAUGACACUGAACUGCGACGCUUCUCCAGAUGAGCAAACACACGCCACUCUUUCUGCUCUUUUACAAUCGGACUAAAUGUGAAGUGAGAGCGUUUCUGCUGCGCUAAAUGUGAACGGGACGCUGGAUCCAUACGAGGACUUUAUCAAGGACGUUUCUGACACAAUCACGUUGACUCUGUUCGGUGCUCUAAAAAACAGGACAUUGAAGAUCAGCAGCUCCAGAGGACAAACACGAAACACCCGGAAACAUAUUCAUGAAGAAUGAGAAAGAGGAGCUACAGAGAGAACACAGCAGACCGACUGUUAAAAGUGUCCACAGUAGGGUAUGAGAGCGCUACAGCAUCAUGCGGUUUCUGAGAUGGAGGAGUGAAAGUUCGGCUGCACACACACAAGGUUUCUCUUUUGCUCUCCGCCAUCAUGUCUUUCUGCAUUUACCGUGGCUUAGCUCCACCUUCUCAGGAAAAGCGGGUGUGGAUUUAUCCACUAGCCCCGCCUCUGCGUCCCUGGCCCUGCCCAUCGUUGUACCAGCUCUUCCUCGUGUGCCUGUUGCUACUGCCGCUGGCCUGCCAAUCGCGGCGGGACAGGGGCGGCGGUGGCGUGGCUCAUUACAUCCCGUCAUCGGUAGCGCAGUACCCGCCGGUACCAAAGCUGCUGCAGGGCCUGAGCAUCGCCGUGGUGCUGGUGGGCAACUCCAGCGAGGUGGCGCUCACCGGCACCCGCGACAAAGACGAUUUCACGCACAUGCCCCUGGCACCCAACGUGGAGGUGCUCACCAUGAACGAGACGGACCCCAAGAGCAUCAUCAAGAGCAUCUGUGACCUGAUGACGGAGCACUGGCUGCAGGGGGUGGUGUUUGGAGACGACACCGACCAGGAGGCCAUCGCGCAGAUCCUGGACUUCAUCUCCGCGCAGACGCACAUCCCCAUACUGGGCGUGAAGGGAGGCUCCUCCAUGAUCAUGGCCGCUAAGGAUGAUAACUCUAUGUUCUUUCAGUUUGGUCCGUCCAUUGAACAGCAGGCAUCUGUCAUGCUCAACAUCAUGGAGGAAUAUGACUGGUACAUCUUCUCCAUAGUUACCACUUACUACCCUGGUUACCAGGACUUUAUUACCAAGAUCCGCAGCACCAUUGAGAACAGUUUUGUGGGCUGGGAGCUGGAAGAGGUGCUGCUCUUGGACAUGUCCGUAGAUGAUGGAGAUGCCAAGAUUCAGAACCAGCUGAAGAAGCUUCAGAGUCCUGUGAUUCUCCUCUACUCCACCAAAGAAGAGGCCAACAUCAUCUUUGAGGUGGCUCAUUCUGUUGGCCUCACAGGAUAUGGAUUCACUUGGAUAGUACCAUCUCUAGUGGCCGGAGAUGCUGAUCACAUCCCACCUGAGUUUCCCACAGGGAUGAUCUCAGUGUCAUAUGAUGAGUGGGAUUAUGGUUUGGAGGCACGGGUUCGAGAUGGAGUGGCUGUAAUCACUUCAGCAACAUCCACCAUGGUGAUGGACAGGGGCCCGCACACGCUGCUCAAAUCUGAAUGUCACGGGACCCCCGACAAGAAGAGCACCAUUAACGGCAAUCCCAAUGAAGUACUCAGGUAUCUGAUGAAUGUGACGUUUGAAGGACGCAAUCUCUCCUUCAGUGAGGAUGGAUAUCAGAUGCAUCCGAAGCUAGUAAUAAUCCUGCUGGACAAAGACCGACAGUGGGACAGAGUGGGUAAAUGGGAAAACGGCUCUCUGUCGAUGAAGUAUCACGUAUGGCCAAGGUUCGAGCUUUACUCUGGAACGGAGAAUCGUGAAGAUGAUCAUCUGUCCAUCGUGACGUUAGAGGAAGCGCCAUUCGUCAUUGUAGAGAAUGUCGAUCCCCUCAGUGGAACCUGCAUGAGGAAUACUGUACCCUGCAGAAAACAACUCAAAUCAGUUAAUCGCACAGCUGACCCUGCAGUGUAUAUCAAGCGCUGUUGUAAAGGAUUCUGUAUUGAUAUUCUGAAAAAGAUCGCCAAGUCAGUGAAGUUCACCUACGACCUUUACCUGGUGACCAACGGCAAACAUGGCAAGAAAAUCAAUGGUACCUGGAACGGAAUGGUGGGAGAGGUGGUUUUGAAGAAUGCUCAUAUGGCGGUGGGGUCACUGACAAUCAAUGAGGAGAGGUCAGAGGUCAUUGACUUUUCUGUGCCCUUCAUAGAGACAGGCAUCAGUGUCAUGGUCUCCCGUAGCAACGGCACUGUGUCACCUUCUGCAUUCCUCGAGCCGUUCAGCGCAGAUGUCUGGGUGAUGAUGUUUGUGAUGCUGUUGCUGGUUUCUGCCUUCGCUGUGUUUUUCUUUGAAUACUUCAGUCCUGUUGGCUACAACCGCUGUCUCGCCGACGGCAGAGAGGCUGGAGGUCCAUCGUUCACCAUCGGGAAGGCCAUCUGGCUGCUGUGGGGUUUGGUCUUCAACAACUCUGUGCCCGUGCAGAACCCCAGAGGAACCACCAGCAAGAUCAUGGUGUCCGUCUGGGCCUUCUUCGCUGUGAUCUUCCUGGCGAGUUACACAGCUAAUCUGGCUGCAUUUAUGAUUCAGGAAGAGUACGUGGACCAGGUGUCGGGACUCAGUGAUAAAAAGUUUCAGAGACCAAACGACUUCUCGCCGCCGUUUCGCUUUGGGACAGUCCCAAACGGCAGCACCGAGAGAAACAUUCGCAAUAACUACAGAGAGAUGCACUCGUACAUGGUGAAAUUCCACCAACGUAAUGUGAAUGAAGCUCUGUACAGUCUGAAAACAGGAAAGCUGGAUGCGUUUAUUUAUGACGCUGCAGUGUUGAAUUAUAUGGCUGGCAGAGAUGAGGGAUGCAAACUCGUGACUAUUGGCUCAGGGAAAGUCUUCGCUUCUACUGGAUACGGAAUUGCAAUUCAGAAAGAUUCUGGAUGGAAAAGACAAGUGGACCUCGCAAUCCUACAGCUGUUUGGAGACGGUGACAUGGAGGAGUUUGAGGCACUCUGGCUCACCGGGAUCUGCCACCAUGAAAAGAAUGAAGUGAUGAGCAGUCAGCUGGACAUAGACAACAUGGCCGGUGUCUUCUACAUGCUGGGAGCCGCCAUGGCUCUGUCACUCAUCACCUUCAUCGCUGAACAUGUGUUCUACUGGCAUAUGCGCUUUUGCUUCAUGGGUGUGUGUUCUGGGAAACCAGGAAUCACCUUUGCCAUCAGCAGGGAGAUUUAUAGCUGCAUUCACGGAGUUGAAAUCGAAGAGAAGAGUUCGGCGCUAAAUUCACCCUCUGCCACCAUGAACAACACCCAUUCAAACAUCCUGCGUUUGCUACGCACUGCCAAGAACAUGGCGUCUCUUUCUGGGGUCAACGGCUCCCCGCACAGCGCCCUUGACUUCAUCCGCAGGGAGUCAUCCGUGUACGACAUCAGCGAGCACCGCCGCAGUCUCGCCGGUCACUCGGAUUGCAAGACCCCAUACCUGCCUGAGGACAACAUGUUCAGCGACUACAUCAGUGAGGUGGAGCGCACCUUUGGCAACCUGCACCUGAAGGACAGUAACUUGUACCAGGACCACUACCUGCACCACCACAAAGGCUCGACCCUGGGGCUCACUGGUCCGCCCCCUAACCGCCCCCACAGCCUGGGCUCAAGCAGUUCCCUGGAGGGAGGCAUGUUUGACUGUGAUAGUUUAGGUGGGGUUGUCGCUCCCAUCUUCAGCACGCAGCCACGCUCUGCCCUGACGCACAGGAACAUGAGCAAAUUUGACCUGCUGCAGAGCCAGAAUACACCGUCUGGACAAGGCUUGAAGCAGGGACUGGCCAACCUGUAUGGGAAGUUCUCAUUUAAAGGCAAAGCCUCCAGUUCAGGAUACAUCGCCGGUCAUGACCGGUACUGCAGCGGAGUUGACGAUGGAAACAUCCAUUCAGACAUGUCUGACAUUUCCACACAUACCGUCACCUAUGGCAACCUAGAGGGCAAUGCUAAGAAACGGAAGCAGUACAGAGACAGCUUGAAGAAACGGCCGGUGUCGGCCAAGUCCCGGCGUGAACUCGAUGAGAUCGAGUUGGGCUACCGUCGCCGCCAACACCAUGGUCAUUACCAUCACCACGGACAUCGCUCUGCCUCUCCUCAUUCGGAACGCAAGAGGGGAGGUGGUGCAAACUCAUCCACAUACCUGUUACAGGACAAGGAAAGCCUGAGGGAUUUCUACCUGGACCAGUUCCGGCCCAAAGAAGGCAUCCCACAGUGGGAGCACGUGGAUCUUACAGAUGGUCCCAGCGGGGGAGAUGGAGGAAACUGCACCAGCCUGGUGUCUGUGGAUGACUUCCUGAAGAGCAAACACAAGAAGAUGGACAGCAAGAGUGGGGGCAGCGAGUGGGAAUGUCGUACCUGUCGUGCCAGCAGUGCGGGCAGCAAACAGACUGCCCUGCAUGGGGGUGGACCUCUACAUGGUAGUGUGGGCUAUGUUGGCAGCGGCACUAGCUGUUUGGCAUCAGGGGGUGGUGGACUAGGGAGCAGCCGCCCCAGUUCAGCUACCUGUAUGCGUUGUGAAGCUUGCAAAAAAUCAGGCAACCUCUAUGACAUCAGAGAGGACAGUAACCACCUAUUAGACCAGCUAGGCGGUGGUAGUAGAGGCCAGACACCAGCGCAGCGUCGCAGGGCCUUCAGUGGGAAGCCAAUACGCCGGCAACAUUCUUACGACACCUUUGUGGACCUACAGAGAGAGGAGGCAGGGGGGAUAGGUGGGGCACUGGGGUUUGGCGGGGCAGAAAGUCUGGGUGGAGUGCUGCCACAGCCACGGAGCGUAAGCCUGAAGGAGAGAGAGCGCUGCAUGGAUGCCUCCAGUCCCUUUGCACAUAUAUUCGAACGUCAAGAUACAGACUGUGACCCACACUUCUAUGGAGGUGUUGAGAGAGGAAAGGGUGCAGGAUCAUCAUUCGGUUUGUUCAGAGCGGGAGAGGGUGCUCCUCAUCGGCGCUCAGUGGGAGAGAGGGACCUGAGAGACAGAGGAGUUAUAGAGGGGCCAGCGCACUCCUUAUCCAAAUCCCUCUAUCCCGACCAAGCCAACCACAACCCCUUCAUCCCUACGUUUGGAGAUGACCAGUGUCUGCUGCACAGCGCCAAGUCCUACUACAUUAGCAAGCAGCAGCAGUGUGCUGACUUGUGUGGCCCCAUGGGUGUUACCUCCUUCCUGCCGGUGUCCGCCGCUUCAGGAGUGAUGUCUAACUUGGCCCCACGCUUCCCUGCAGAGCUUUGCAUGGGGAACCACCACACCAGUAAGCUCAGCCUCGGUCCACCGCGACCUUUCAAUGGCAGUAACGGACACGUGUAUGAGAAACUCUCCAGCAUUGAGUCUGACGUGUGAAAUAUGGUGGGUUAAUAAAGACCGGCACUAAAUGCCACUGCCAUUAAGCACAUUCUGUUAUUAUGUAACUCUACAGCCAGAUUUUAGCAGAACACACAGAACUUGAGAGAAUUGAAAAUGUCAUUUCCUGUGAAGUUCACGUUAACACCAUUGGGUUCAUCUCUAUGAGCUGGUGAGAACAAGAGCAUGUCCAUCUGCUGAGCGAGUCUAAGAAGAAGCGCAGGAGAGCAGAUGGCCCGUUUCACCUCCGUCCCUCGCCACACCGCCAUCUCUGCUCUCCUAGCACCAGAACUGUCCAGUGUUGUACUUUUGUCUUUUGUGAAGAUACAAUCAUGAAAGUAUAAUAGAUGCUCAUUGAUAUUAUUAACAGGGUAAUUACUGUACCUCAGAAAUGCUGUGAAGUGACUGGUGGCUGGUAAUCAUUUGUUGAAAUCCAGUGGGUUUAAUUUGUCUUUUAUUUCCCAUGGUCCCACAGUUUACUUACACUAACCCUGUUCUAGAGGCCUCUGGCUGCAGACAUGGAGAGACGGGGUGAGCAUUAGUGAUAUUUGAAUGUGAUCACUCCAGUCUCCAAAUCAACCUCAUGUAUCCAUGACAACUGCCGGGGGGGGUGGAGACUUUUGUUCAAGUCUCUACUGCCAUGAUAUUUCGUAUCAGAUGAUAAAUUAUGCCGAUUUGCCCUGAGAUACCUUUAUAUCCGCAUAUCACGUGACUUUAGAUUGUGAAAGACAUGAAGGUGGAAAUGAUAGAGUUAGGUCAGUAUCAACGCUUUGUUUUGCCUGUAAAUACAUUUCUCUUUAUAUAUACAGACAAGGUCAACCUUUACUACAGCUUUUUCAAGUAUUUAACAAAUAACCAAAAUAACAAUUAAAACAGAACAAAACAACAAAAACAUAAAUAUGCAAAGUAGAGUAAAAUCAUUACUACUCAUGAUGUGAUAUUUUAAACAAGUUUGCUUUUUAAAUUCAUGUUUAUGACUUAAUUCUGAUAGUUUACUGCCUCCUAACCAGCUUCAUUUAGAGUUUACCUUUAAUCUUUUACUACAGUGUAACAGAGCUGAGCAGUGCUGUUGUGGAUAUAUUUAGUUUACUCAAUAGUCCUUGCUAUGUUUCUCUUCAAUUGUGUUCAAUGUCUGGCCACUUCUUAGAGAAGGUUUUUAGACACACACACACACACACACACACACACACACACACACACGCACGCACACGCACACACACACGCACGCACACAGAGUAUGUAUUAUGAUGUAAAGCAGGACUUUUUAACCCUUUCUAAGGAAUGACUGAUUUUGUAAUAUUAAUGAUUAGUAUGUUUAUAGGGUGUCAUUUGUUUCAAGUGUUAUUCUAAAGUGAGGUUGUGUCCUCACUUUAGGUCUAUUGCAUUAACAUUUCAGCUCCUCAUCUGUAAUGUUUCUACAGUUUGAGGAACUCUUAUGUCUUCGUUUUAGUACAUUAUUAUAUCAAAGCAUUUUCAGAGAGUUGAAGUCUGCAAUGUGAAUGCUCCUUUCAUCGCGCAGUAAUGUACUGGAUGUUUGAGUUUUUCUCACGGCUAACGCUGGCCGUAUAAAUAGGUUUAUAGUCUAGAUUUGAACACACACACACAUUUCGUCCCUGAUUUCACACGUACGUCACCCAGACGUCUAUUUGAUGUGUGUGUUUACAUCUGGAUGACAUAUUUGUUUAUGUUGAUUGCUCAUCUGCAAUUCGUCUAUAAGCCGUAUGUCAAUAAGUGUCUCUCAGAUGUCAAUAAGACCUUCAGCAGAUGUCUGAGACAUUUAUGAUUUAGAAUGUUUGUAAAUCUGAUCUUUUUAAGAUGUUUAGCAGAUGUUAAAGGUGCUGUAAGUGAUUUUACAGAUUUUCAGAUAUUACUGAAAUAAGUGUUGUGAGAUAACUCAGCGGUCUCUGUGACUGUAAACAGUGAACAAAUAUGUGUUUGCGGGACACGGAUUCUGACACUUUCAGCUGUCAAUCAUUUUGUGCAUUCUCAUAGUAUUGUAGUUGGAGAGAAUUAUUGAGGCUUAAUGCCAUUUUAAAGGCAUGUUGUUCAUAACAAUUGUCAGUUGAGGGCGCUGUUUUACUGCUGUUGUUUUUGACCACUGUGUCGAUCUCAAUGAAGAUCAUUUGGUUUCUUUGGAGGACAGGGAUUUGGAAAAAGAGGUCAUGGCUAAUCCAACAGCUCAUCUUGUGGAAAUUGCAGAAUGGCUAAAAUCUUUUACAGCACCUUUAAAUAGCUUGUGGUGCUAUCCAGAUGAAAAGAUCUCAGAGAUGUACGUGUGCUAUAUGGGUUCACAAUCCCUCACUGCUAAAGCUUAAGCUUUAUAUGCUUGAAAAUAUUUUUUUUUAGUGUUUAUAGAGAAAAUACGCCUAUUAAGCAUAGUUGUAGUUAUCCUUUUUCUAGUGUAUUCACAAUAUAUAAGCAACUUUAAACCUUUUGUUGACUACUAUAUUCUCAUUAUUCUAAGGUAAGUAUAGCUGGUUUGAAGUAUUCUACAGGUAACAAACACCCUGUUGUUAUAGUCAUAUCGCAUAUCUUUUAUUUUGUCACUCAUGAUGGGUAAUAAACGCAUGUGUGAGACAGUGACUUCUAUGUUAAAUACUCUUGUUGCUAUGGCAUUGCCAUGAUGUUACAAUGCUGUUCCCAUGGUAACUGCGGUGCAAGAGAAUGCGGGAUAAAUGAGUGAAUUGUUUCACUAUGGGGUAAAAUCACAUCCACUUUGAUAUGUUUUUACAUCAUUUUCAUCUAUACAAUGAUUCUUGUACAGAUUGUGUAUAUAAUAAUGAGAGAAUUGCUCUUUUUGUAUGACAUUAUGAACACAAACCUCAAUGACUUUAAUAGUGAGAGUGUUUUGAUGACUAUAUGAAGUUACGACACAAAUGAGGGAGCAGAAUUCUUUCACAUCCUGAAUAAAGCCAAUAA
Molecule: messenger RNA, 8554 nt
Organism: Xyrauchen texanus (razorback sucker)
Lineage: Eukaryota; Metazoa; Chordata; Actinopteri; Cypriniformes; Catostomidae
Product: glutamate receptor ionotropic, NMDA 2B-like
Exons: 18
Coding region: 740-5635 (1631 amino acids)
Biological process (GO): excitatory postsynaptic potential; monoatomic ion transport; long-term synaptic potentiation
Cellular component (GO): plasma membrane; NMDA selective glutamate receptor complex; postsynaptic membrane
Molecular function (GO): NMDA glutamate receptor activity; transmitter-gated monoatomic ion channel activity involved in regulation of postsynaptic membrane potential
Source: RefSeq, a predicted model, not a curated record